UAGAAAGUAAUAAGUAACACUGUUAAUAUGUGACAAAGUGGGGACAAUAAUUUGUUUCGUUUGUUUUUUUUUAAUACGUUGGAAAACUUUUAAAACUUGAUAUACAAUAAUAAUUUGAAUUUGAACAGUUCUUCAUACAUCUUGUAUAUUCCUUCAAUAUAUGUUCAUUUAUCAAUAAUAUUAAUCAAAUAUAAUAGUAAAUUUACCAUUAAUCUGAAUAAAAAUACAAUGGAAAUUCGUAAAAGUAUUGAAGCAAAUUUUCUUACAUGUAAACAUUGUCAUUUACCAUAUAAACAACCUAAAGCUUUAGGAUGUCUUCAUUCAUUUUGUCAAUCAUGUUUAGAAGAUAUUAUUUCAAAACGUAAAGCAAAUGAAGAAGCUAAAGAAAUUGAAACAUUAAAACUUUUAUAUAAAUCAUCAAAUUCAAAUGAAUAUUCAUCGGGUUAUCGACGUAAAUGGUCAUCACGUUUUCGUUAUGGUGAUUAUUCAAAUUCAUUAUAUGGUUCUUCACGUUAUAAUCAUAUAGUUACAACAAAAGAUGAUGUAAUUACUUGUCCAAUAUGUCAAAAAGAUACAAUUGUGCCAACUGGUGGAGUGACAAGUUUACCAGCUGAUCAAUUAGCUGAUAAACUUGCAUCUAUGGUUGAUCGCAUGCCUAAUUUUCCUGUUUGUGAUGUUUGUACUAAAGAACCUUUGUUAACAGACAACCAUUUAAAUGGGAUUAAAUCACCACAAUCUAGCUUAUCAGCACAAUUUAAAAGAACUCAAUAUAAAAGUUUUAACAGAUAUGUUAGUAAUGAUGAUACAUUAAGUGAUGAUAGUGAUGCUGAUGAGGGAGUAUCACUCGACAAAUUAAGCAUGCAAGAUAGCAUGGAUAAUUCAGAAGCAUUGAGCCCACAAACCGCACGUUCAUCUACUCACCUUUAUAAAGAUAAAAAUGAGAAGCAUUUACGUAAAUCACUUACUUCAACUCGUAGACGUGAUGAUUCAUCUGGUCCAAGACCUGCUACUUCAGCAUGUUUAGAAUGUGGUAAACGAUUAUGUACUUACUGUCAAGAAGCUCAUUCUAGAAUGCCAGUUACAACUAAUCAUGUACUAAUACAAGUAGACCAAAUGGAACAACUUCGUUGUAAUCGACAUCCUCGUGAGUUAAGACGAUUUUUUUGUUUAACUUGUCGUGCAUAUAUAUGUAUAAUAUGUGCCUUUGAAACAGUUACUGAUAGUACACCAUUAUCUAAAGACACUUCAAAUUAUACUGGUCAUGCUGAUCAUGACAUACUAUCUAUGCGACAGGCUGUUGCGGCUUAUCAAGAUCAAUUAAAUCUUAAAAGUUCUGAAACACAAUCACAAAUGAAUCAGAUUGAAGUAUUUUUAAACGGCCUACAAAUCUGUGAAAAUGAAAUGCGUCAACUACGUACAAUGGUUGAAGAUACUGCGAUGGCAUUUAUUGAUCGUAUUCACAUACAAAGAGCAAAACUAUGCGAACAAGUUGAUAAAAUGUUUGGUGUUGAACUAGAUCAAAUAACAACGGAAUGCAAUAGAUUAACAAGUGCUACAACAGCAUGGUAUAAUUUUAUCAACGACGACCGUGUAACCAGUAGACUAGAUCUUAUGGAUCCGAUUGAAGCAUUGACUGAGGCAGGACCAAUGUUAGAUCGACUAAAUCGUUGUUUACAACUAGCAUCAAGUUCAAUAUUCACCUGUCCUAAUUGGCAGUUAUUUUUAUCACAACUAGCUAUAGCAGAGAAUUCGGUUCAAAAUACUAAUAGUAAUUUAUUACAGUUAGAAGAAAAGAAUUGUGAGAAUGCAGACGAUAAGAUAAACACCAAUAAUGAUGAUGAAAAUACUAUCAAUGGACAAAUAAUAGAAGAUCCACGUAUUACAUUUUGGCGUGCAAGAAUAGGUCAUUUUCAAUCAGGUGAAGUGAAUUUAGGUAGAAUAGUUACACCAAAUCAAUUAAUUGCAGAAUCAAAAGCAAAAGCUGCACAAUUUGUUAAUACACAUGUACAAACUGGUCCAGAAUUAAUUAAAACAUUACCACCACCAAAAGGUGCAUUACUUCAUCGUGCUAUUCAAGUUGACUUUUUAAAUGCUAAUUUAGAUGAUCGAGGCACACAAACAGAAUCACCAACUAUAACAAAUUUAUUUAAUUUUAAAAUUGAUGCUGGUACACAAUAUGUAAGUUCAGAUGUAAAUCCACCAGUUAGUAUUUAUCGCUCAAUUAAACAAAUUUUAGUUCAAAAAUGA
Messenger RNA from Schistosoma haematobium, 2247 nucleotides. RefSeq names its product Tripartite motif-containing protein 45. The transcript has a single exon. Gene Ontology annotation, molecular function: ubiquitin-protein transferase activity; zinc ion binding. Bases 229 to 2247 code for a protein of 672 amino acids. The record is from RefSeq and is a predicted model, not a curated record. Gene Ontology annotation, cellular component: chromatin; nucleoplasm. Gene Ontology annotation, biological process: positive regulation of DNA-templated transcription. NCBI's taxonomy places the organism in Eukaryota, Metazoa, Platyhelminthes, Trematoda, Strigeidida, Schistosomatidae.